This is a messenger RNA of Fusarium coffeatum, 1086 nucleotides long. RefSeq lists its product as uncharacterized. The coding region runs from base 1 to 1086 and encodes 361 amino acids. The record is from RefSeq and is a predicted model, not a curated record. Gene Ontology annotation, biological process: protein import into peroxisome matrix. Gene Ontology annotation, cellular component: peroxisomal membrane. The transcript has a single exon. Gene Ontology annotation, molecular function: zinc ion binding. Lineage: Eukaryota; Fungi; Ascomycota; Sordariomycetes; Hypocreales; Nectriaceae.
AUGUCCUCGACAACAACAUCAUCAUCGCCAUACCCUUUCGCCACCGCCCCUGAUAUCAUCCGCUCUCACCAAAAGGAUGCAUACUUCACCGGCCAUCUCGCCCAGAUCCUCAGCGACCUGCAUCGUCGCCUUCGUGGUGCCCGCCUAACCCAUGCCCGCGCCCCGGAAAUUCAGACCCUCGCAGCCCUCGCAUAUUUCGCCCUCACCACGAUCCCCGGCAACCGCACUCUCGGCGAGGAGUACUGCGAUCUCGUGCAGAUCGAUGCGCGCGACGGAAAACUACCCGCCAUUGACCGUCGCGCUGGCUACGUGGCCGCCAGCAUCCUCCUCCCCUACAUCGCCGCCCGGAUACUACCUGGCUUGCGCGCCCGAGUUCGCAAGCUUCUGCAGCGUCGGCUGGAGUCCCUGCGCAAAAGGGAUGGCCAAUCUACAGGGCGUGAGGCGCGCAUAUGGUCGUACCUGGAACAGCAUCUAAGCUCCUUUACGUCAGGCGCUCCCUUCCAAGCCGUCAUUCUGGCCCUUUUCUACUUUAGCGGAACAUAUUACCAAUUGUCUAAGCGACUCCUUUCCCUGCGAUAUGUCUUUACACGCACCGUUCCCGAUACGCCCGACCGCGCAGGAUACGAGCUACUUGGUGUACUGUUAGUGGUCCAGCUUGCAGUUCAGGGUUAUGCACACAUUCGAUCUACCAUUACCGAAUCGGCCGCUCGCGAACGUGCCGGUUUCGGAGCUUCCGACAUCUCCCUCAACCAUGAUGGUGCUUACAACGAGGACAACAACUUGUUAUUGCCUACAGGCGCCCCAGGCUCCAAAACCAAGGUUGACAUUUUUGCUGCUACACAUACACCAGCGGCAGCUGUGCCACGUCUUCAAUUAACUGAUGAGAAAACCAUGGGCUACAUCAAGGGUGGACAACAGAGAAAGUGCACGCUCUGCCUAGAAGAGAUGAGAGAUCCCUCAGCGACACAAUGUGGUCACGUCUUUUGCUGGGAGUGCAUAGGUGAUUGGGUGAGAGAGAAACCUGAAUGUCCGUUAUGCCGUCGGGAAGCCAUGGCUCAACACAUUCUUCCGCUGCGAGUAAUGUAA